This is a messenger RNA of Conger conger (European conger), 2025 nucleotides long. RefSeq names its product T-complex protein 1 subunit theta. The record is from RefSeq and is a predicted model, not a curated record. Gene Ontology annotation, molecular function: ATP-dependent protein folding chaperone; ATP binding; ATP hydrolysis activity. Gene Ontology annotation, cellular component: chaperonin-containing T-complex. The transcript is spliced from 16 exons. The coding region runs from base 102 to 1778 and encodes 558 amino acids. Lineage: Eukaryota; Metazoa; Chordata; Actinopteri; Anguilliformes; Congridae. Gene Ontology annotation, biological process: protein folding.
CGACGUAACUCAAUCGAGAGCGCAAACCACGCCCAAACGGACACAGACGCCGGUUCUUUCUUGAAGAAGACCGGGGCUGCUCUCACUCAAACUCACUGAAAAUGGCUCUUCACGUACCUAAAGCGCCGGGCUUUGCCCAGAUGUUAAAGGAUGGAGCCAAGCAUUACUCGGGGUUGGAGGAGGCUGUCUUCCGAAAUAUCCAGGCAUGCAAAGAGCUAGCCCAAACUACUCGAACCGCCUAUGGGCCCAAUGGCAUGAACAAAAUGGUGAUCAACCACCUGGAGAAACUCUUUGUCACAAACGAUGCCGCCACCAUUUUGCGAGAACUUGAGGUCCAGCACCCAGCGGCGAAGAUGAUUGUGAUGGCAUCCCACAUGCAGGAGCAGGAGGUGGGUGACGGGACCAACUUCGUCCUGGUGUUCGCCGGGGCCCUGCUAGAGCUGGGCGAGGACCUUCUGAGAAUGGGCCUGUCUGUGUCAGAGGUGAUCGAGGGGUACGAGUUGGCCUGCAGGAAGGCCCUGGAGAUCCUUCCGGAAUGCGUCUGCUCCUCCGCCAAGGACCUUCGGGAUGUGGGCGAGGCCACGGCCUUGAUCCGCUCGGCCGUCAUGAGCAAGCAGUACGGCAACGAGGACUUCCUGUCGCACCUCAUCGCGCAGGCCUGUGUUUCCAUUUUUCCUGAGUCUGGAAAUUUCAAUGUGGACAAUGUCCGGAUCUGCAAGAUACUGGGUUGUGGGUUAAUGUCGUCUUCAGUGUUACACGGAAUGGUUUUCAAAAAGGAAACGGAAGGAGACAUCACGUCAGUCAAAGAUGCAAAGGUUGCAGUGUUUUCCUGCCCGUUUGACUGCAUGGUUACAGAGACCAAGGGCACGGUGUUGAUAAAGAAUGCCCAGGAGCUUGUGAGCUUCAGCAAGGGCGAGGAGGACAUGAUGGAGGCCCAGGUGAAAGCCAUUGCAGAGUCUGGCGCUAACGUGGUGGUCACUGGGGGAAAGGUGGCCGACAUGGCACUCCACUACGCCAACAAGUACCAGCUAAUGGUAGUCCGGCUGAAUUCUAAAUGGGAUUUAAGAAGACUGUGUAAGACACUGGGAGCUGUUGCUCUCCCAAGACUGAUGGCCCCCACCCCUGACGAAAUGGGUCGCUGUGAUAGCGUCUACCUCAGCGAAGUUGGCGAGACCCAAGUGGUUGUCUUUAAACACGAGAAGGAGGACGGGGCCAUCUCCACGCUGGUGAUUCGCGGGGCUACAGAGAACCUGAUGGACGACAUCGAGCGGGCCGUGGAUGACGGUGUUAACACGUUCAAGGUCCUCGUCAGGGACAAACGUCUCCUUCCAGGUGCUGGGGCCACUGAGAUAGAAUUGGCGAAACAGAUCAUGUCUUACGGAGAGUCGUGUCCAGGCCUGGAGCAGUACUCCAUUAAGAAGUUUGCGGAAGCGUUCGAGGCAGUGCCCCGCGCGUUGGCAGAGAACUCUGGGGUGAAGGGCAAUGAGCUCAUCUCUAAACUCUACGCCGUCCAUCACGAGGGGAACAAGAACAUGGGCUUCAACAUCGAGGGUGAGGGUGCAGCUCUGAUGGACGUGCUGGAGGCUGGCGUGCUGGACCCGUACCUGGUGAAGCACUGGGGCAUUAGACUGGCCACCAACGCUGCGGUCACGGUCCUCCGCAUCGACCAGAUCAUUAUGGCUAAGCCGGCCGGUGGACCCAGAGCUCCCAAACAGCAAGGCCACUGGGACAAAGAUGACUGGGAGGAUGAGCCCGAUAAAUUUGACGCACAUUAUUAACUAGAGCCCAAAAAGAUCAUUAUGGCGAAACCGGCCGGCGGACCCAAAGCCCCCCAGGGGAAGAAGGACUGGGACGACGAGGACUGAUUUAGGACCACCGCACCCCUGGAGCCCUCUCCCCUACCCCGAGCCUGUUCCCAUGGUUAUUUAAUGUUCUUCUCUUCCUGGUGUGUUUUUUAUGAUGGCAAUGCCUCAGUAUCACUGUUCCCGUUUAUCUUACGAAUAAAAAAUGCACUUCAGCAGGCCA